AUGCAGGGCCACAGUGCCACUGCCCCAGGAGGAAAGUGGUCUGCAGCGUCACAGCAUCUGGCCAUCUCUGAGACUCAGAUUCUCCGCACGGUCAAAGUCGGAAGAGACGAGUUCCAAGGCGCACCUAGCGUGGGGUGUAGCGUCCAGCUGAGCCAGCCGUGUCAUCCUACCCCAGAAUGCCGUCGCCUCCAGACCUCGUAUAUUGAAGCUUUCGAGCUUCAGAAAAAGGCUGCUCGAGAGGUUGUUCGGCUCGUCGGUGAUUCCGAGACAAGAAUGGCUGAUGGUGGACGAAACGCCGGGCGACUAUAA
Molecule: messenger RNA, 309 nt
Organism: Aspergillus puulaauensis
Lineage: Eukaryota; Fungi; Ascomycota; Eurotiomycetes; Eurotiales; Aspergillaceae
Exons: 2
Coding region: 1-309 (102 amino acids)
Source: RefSeq, a predicted model, not a curated record